This is a messenger RNA of Harmonia axyridis, 1086 nucleotides long. RefSeq names its product peptidyl-prolyl cis-trans isomerase H. Bases 132 to 686 code for a protein of 184 amino acids. Lineage: Eukaryota; Metazoa; Arthropoda; Insecta; Coleoptera; Coccinellidae. Gene Ontology annotation, molecular function: peptidyl-prolyl cis-trans isomerase activity. The transcript has 3 exons. Gene Ontology annotation, biological process: protein folding; protein peptidyl-prolyl isomerization. Gene Ontology annotation, cellular component: intracellular membrane-bounded organelle. The record is from RefSeq and is a predicted model, not a curated record.
CCUUGAAUACAAUUUGAAAUUGAACAACAAAAUCCUCGAAAUAGGGCUACACUCUAAAUGAGAGUUGAUUCCAUGAGCCUGAACAAUUGAACAUUAUUAAUCUCAAUUAAGUCCCUAUAUUUUCUGCGAAAAUGCCCAACUGGAAUCAAAUACAAGCCCAACUGAGGCACCCGGCAAAUCCAGUGGUAUUUUUCGACAUAUCCGUGGGAACAACUGAAAUUGGAAGAAUGCUUUUUGAGCUCUUCGCGGAUGUAGUUCCAAAGACAAGCGAGAAUUUCCGUCAGUUUUGCACAGGUGAAUUUAGAAGGGAUGCUGUACCAUUAGGGUUUAAAGGAGCUAGCUUUCAUAGGGUAAUCAAAGAUUUCAUGAUACAAGGAGGCGAUUUUGUAAAUGGUGACGGAACAGGAGUUAUGAGUAUAUACGGUGGAGGAACCUUCCCUGAUGAAAAUUUCUCUUUGAAACAUGACACACCAGGUCUGUUGUCUAUGGCCAACAGUGGGAAAGAUACAAAUGGUUGCCAAUUUUUUAUUACUUGUGCCAAGUGUAACUUUUUAGAUGGAAAACAUGUAGUUUUUGGUAGGGUAAUAGAUGGACUUUUGGUAAUGAGGAAAAUUGAAAAUGUUCCUACAGGACCUAAUAAUAAACCGAAGAUACCAGUAACUAUUGUUCAGUGCGGACAAAUGUGAUUAAAUAACAUGUUUUACCCUUUACUUUUUCAUACUAUCAUUAAUUCAGCUGUAAGAUGUAAUAGUAAUAAGUCACUGAUGAAUCUAGUUUGGGUUAAUAAAAGGUUAUUUCAAAUUUUAAAAGUGUGUCUAAAGAUUCAAUAAUUUUAUAUGAAAAGGGAAUUAAUUCAAAAUUGGUCGCCAGUAUUGUAAAAUUGUAUUUGAUUAACAUGAACACAUUGAGAUAAAAACAGAAUUACAAAAGAAACGGACAGAAAUAUGAUGAAUUAACAAGAUGAAGUGUUUAAGGAACAUAUCAAAAUACAGCCUAUAUUAAGGAGAUGUUACAUCUCAUUUUUUCCCAAAAGUUCCAAAAUAGUUUUUAAAAAUACUCCAUGCACAAUAUAUAGUUUGCAGCAUU